This is a messenger RNA of Cynoglossus semilaevis (tongue sole), 2849 nucleotides long. RefSeq names its product signal transducer and activator of transcription 2 (gene stat2). Bases 203 to 2422 code for a protein of 739 amino acids. NCBI's taxonomy places the organism in Eukaryota, Metazoa, Chordata, Actinopteri, Pleuronectiformes, Cynoglossidae. The record is from RefSeq and is a predicted model, not a curated record. Gene Ontology annotation, molecular function: DNA-binding transcription factor activity; DNA binding. The transcript has 23 exons. Gene Ontology annotation, biological process: regulation of DNA-templated transcription; signal transduction.
AGGCGAGGCAAGGCAAAGCAGAUGAAGGAAAUAACAUCCGCACUCGUGCUUGCUGAUAUUCGAUGUUUUUGUUUUCGUCUUUUGUCAUUAUCCACAACAACCGUACGCCUAAAAAAACAGUAGUUAUCAGUGGCCAGUUUGAAUAUAGCACCUCACUGGAGCGCAUUUAAGUUGUUAAGCGGCAUAAAGGUCAACCACACAGAUGUCUCAGUGGGAGAGAGUGAUGCAGCUGCCUGCUGCUUACCAACAACAGCUACAUGAGCUCUACGACAAUGACGAUUUACCCAUGGAUGUCAGGCACUACCUGUCAGUAUGGAUGGAGAACCAGGAGUGGCCGCGAGCGGCACGGGAACACGACUUGGCUGUUGUGCUGUUACAAGUCCUGCUGGAAAAUCUAGACAUCCAACACAGUCGUUUUGUCCAGAGGGAUGCGAUGCUACUGAAGCACAACAUUCGGCGUUAUAAACAGAACUUUCAGAGGUACCUGGAAGACCCCUGUGCCCUGGCCAGCACAAUCCUCUGGUUUUUGGGGAAAGAAAAAGAAAUCCUUCAGAGUGCUGAACUUGCUGAACAGGUCCAGCACUUGUGCGUUGAGCCACAAAUCAUGGAGACAAACAGCCAGCAGGACCUUGAACGAAAAAUGGCGUGUCUCAGGAGUGACGUGCAGUGCAUGGAACAUACGAUGAUAUGUCUGGAGGAGCAGCAGGAUGAGUUUGAUUUUAAGUACCAAACCCACAAGAUGGAAGCUGUUGUAGACGAGGCCGUGAACAGAGCUCAGAUCCAGAUGCUUCAAGUUCUCGUCAACAGACUGAACGAGUGCAGGAAGAAUACGUUGCUUGACAUAAAUAAACUCCUGGAUAAAGCCAUGGACCUUAUCAACAUACUGGUGAAAAAGGAGCUGAUGGAGUGGCAGAGGAGGCAGCAGAAGUCCUGCAUCGGUUCUCCGGGCGAUGUUUCCCUGGAUCACCUGGAGAAAUGGUUCACCUGUGUGGCACUUUGUCUGUUCCAAGUGCGAGAGUUUCUCAGUAAGCUGGACGAGCUGGUGGAAAAGGUUUCCUAUGAAAAUGAUCCGAUAAGAGCUCAGAAACCCGUUUUGCAGAAGAGAACCGAUUCUCUCUUGGAAGAACUACUGAAAAGUUCUUUUGUGGUUGAAAAUCAACCUUCCAUGCCUCAGGGUAAAGGGCCUCUGGUUCUCCGCACUAACAUCCAGUUCUGUGUUAAGACCAGGCUUCUUGUCACGUUUCCUGAACUGAACCAUGUCAUGAAAGUAAAUGUAUCAAUGGAACGGGAGACUCCUCCGAUUAAAGGAUAUCGGCGCUUUAAUGUCCUGGGAACCGACACCAAGGCCUUGAACAUGGUAGAGAGCCAGAGCAGAGGCAUGGUGGCAGACUUCAGACAUCUGACUCUCAAGGAGCAGAAGUCUGGAAGUGGCGGCAAAGCAAUGAGUGAUAUUUCCCUCAGUGUCACAGAAGAGCUGCACAUCAUCAACUUCCACACGCGGUUUGAGCUGAAAGGUUUCUCAGUCAACCUGCAGGCCUCAUCUCUCCCAGUUGUUAUCAUCUCAAACUCCAGCCAGCAGCAGAGUGCCUGGGCCUCGGUCCUGUGGUUCAACAUGCUCAGCCAAGACCCCAAGGACGUCAUGUUCUUCGCCACCUGUCCAACAGCCACAGAGAACGCACCUGACACUUUCUGGGUGUGGUUUGAUGGCAUCCUAGUCAUGGUCAAAUCCUUCCUUGAAGACCUCUGGAGGGAGGGACUGAUCAUGGGCUUCGUGAGCAGAGGCAAAGAGAAGACUCUCCUGAAGAGGAAAAAGAGAGGCACGUUCCUCCUGCGCUUCAGUGAAAGUGUCAUUGGUGGAAUCACUUUCUCCUGGGUAGACACCACUUCAUCUGGUGAGCCAGAUGUAAAGACCGUCCAGCCCUUCACCAAAGUUGACCUCAACCAGAUCCCCUUCCAGGAAAUAAUUCGCAAUUUUCAAAUCUUGGAAGCCGAAAAUAUCCCAGAAAACCCUCUGCUCUAUUUAUAUCCCGACACGCCUAAAGAUGAGGCCUUUGGAAAAUUCUACACUGAAAAGACAGGAGCUGACAGUCCUUACAUCAUGUACAUCAAAACCAAGCUGAUGUUCGUGUCCAAGGAGAACACACUGGAGCCUAUGCCGUCCAUGUCCUGUGACAUGGGACAGGGCGACGGCCCGGAGCCAGUGAAUGGCCUGUGUGAAGAGGCAGCUGAACAAAACGACAAUCUUCAUCAUCUGAACUCCUCUCUGGACACCUGUCUACUUGAUCCUAUGAUGUCUGUCACUGCCCUGCAGGAGGAUUUAAUGUUGUGUCCAAGCAGCCCCAACAUCUUAGACGAACUCUUUGGCAGUGACACACAGAUGCCUGACUUCAAUAUUCAAGAAUUAAUCCUGAUGACCCAAUAAGUCUCAGCAAGGGUUUUCCAGACGUCUGCUUUUGUUCAUUUACAUCUCGCCUACAGCCCUGCCCUCAGAUCCUGACAUCAGCAGUCCGUUUAUGAACCUAACCAUUAUUUAUUUUUUGACAUUUGUUAGAAUGCUUAGAUUACUUUUUAAUAUCCACCACUAUUCAGAAUACUACUGCAUACAUAACUUUUCUUUCUGCUCGUCGGUGUUUUACUCAUCUUUAAUUCUUUUCCACAUUUAAUGUUUUCCAAAAUAUCUGGCCCACAGCCUAACUUACCUAACUGACCAGUAAUGUAGACGUUCAAAUGCAGCAUGUAGCUUCACCACCAGGUGACGCCAAAACCUUCGCCGUAUACUUUAAAACAGCUCAUUCAGUCAAGUGCUCGUUUAUUCAAAAUCAACAAUAAAACUUCCAGUGUUACUGUUA